AUGAAUGAAGCCUGGUACAUCGUAAAGCAGAUGCAACUGUUUCAGAACGGCGCUCGUGGCACGGCACCAGGCGAUAUGCACGGUAUGCAGAUGGCGAUGAUGUCAAAAGGCCCACAACUUGCUGGUGAGGAAGCUUUACAGAAUCUGGCAGCCUACAUUGGUACUUUCCCCGUGGUAGAUGUGCCCACCACCGUCAGCGGUGAUGCCGCUGCGGGCAAGACGUUGUACACCGUUUGUGCAGCCUGUCAUGGUCCAGCGGGCCAAGGUGUUGAAGCAAUGGCUGGGCCAAAACUUGCCGGUCAGAGUGACUGGUAUCUGGUGAAUCAGCUGAAAAAAUUCAAGCAGGGGCAGCGCGGCUACCACGACAUGGACCACGGUGGUCGGCAAAUGCGGCCGAUGGUAGGAACGCUGGUAGAUGACAAAGCGAUUAACGACGUUGAAGGUGCAAAUCUGCGUUCUGGACUUGGUCCAGCCGACGCGCAGCAGGUAAAAAUAUAUGUGCUGUCCGGUGUUUACCCUGAAGUGCUGCCGCUGUUCACCAGCCACAAUUUGACGCCUGUAUUAAACACCGCGGAACAGAUCCAGACCUGGAGCGCUGUGAAACGCCCCGCUGCGCUGCAUUUUGACAGCGGUAUGCAUCGUCUCGGUUUACCCCUGCAGCCCGAAAGCUUUAUUGGCCUGCCGUUUGAUGUUGAGCUGUUUGUCAGCCACUUUGCCAAUGCGGAUGAGCGUGGUCAUCCGUCUAUAAAUGAUCAACUGCAAAGUGCGCUGGUGUGUUUUUCGGCAUUGCGGACACAUUACCCGAAGGUGCAAUUCAGCCUGUCGAAUUCCGCAGGUGUGCUGAACGAUCUCGAUGUGCCGCAAAUGGGGCGUGCCGGGAUUGCGCUGUAUGGCGGUAAUCCAUUUGUAAAUGAAGACAAUCCGAUGCUACCGGUUGCUCAGCUGCAUGCCAGGGUGCUGCAGGUUUCUCAACUGCCCGCCGGGACAGCAAUAGGUUAUGGCGCAACGUAUACCACCACUGUAGAAACCGAAGUGGCAACACUGGGCGUAGGCUAUGCCGAUGGCGUACCGCGGCUGUUGUCGGGUAAAGGUAAUGUCUGGUUUACGACCGGUCAGGCCCCAAUGGUCGGGCGGGUCAGUAUGGACCUGAUCACUGUGGACGUUACGGGCCUGUCGGUAACUACCGGCCAAUGGGCGGAAGUCUGUGGUCCGAAGAUCAGCCUGGAUGAGGUGGCCAAGCAGGCUCAGACCAUCAGUUACGAAAUUCUGACUGGCUUAGGUCGUCGUUCAGAACGGGUCUACCUUGAGGGCGUGUUGAAGUAG
Molecule: messenger RNA, 1323 nt
Organism: Symbiodinium necroappetens
Lineage: Eukaryota; Dinophyceae; Suessiales; Symbiodiniaceae
Source: the annotation of a GenBank genome assembly